UAAUUAAAUAUUCAGAAAUUUAAAAACUGCAUGAAUUUAUCAGCAACGGCAAACAGGCCCCGUUGGUCACGUGAUGUUGUUUUGAAAAUGGCGUCUCCCAGUGGAGGUGAUGACUUGGAGACCUCUCUGCUGAGCUUUGAAAAGUUAGACCGGGCUUCACCAGAUCUGUGGCCGGAGCAAUUGCCUGGUGUAGCAGAAUUUGCAGCUUCUUUUAAAAGUCCAAUAACCAACUCCCCACCCAAGUGGAUGGCUGAACUGGAGAAUGAUGACAUUGAGAUGUUAAAAGAAUUAGGGAGCUUGACCACUGCCAACCUGAUGGAGAAAGUAAAAGGGCUGCAGAAUCUGGCCUACCAGCUUGGACUGGAAGAGUCCAGAGAAAUGACCAGAGGAAAAUUUCUGAAUAUUUUGGAGAAACCCAAGAAGUAAUCGUCUUUGGUCAGUAGGACUUCAGUAAACAAACGUGUGAUUGGUGAUGAGAUUGAAGAACACUUGUAGAGCACCUCCACAGCGUGCAGCAGGCUCUCUUACUGCGGCAUCGUGAACAUUCGGGACACCUGGAAAAAAGCACCCUGGAGUGAACUGAACAGGCCAGUCUUGUACAUGCCAUUGAUGUGUAGCCAUUUUGUCAGUUCAUAAAUAGACUUCUGACUUAAUUUCAACAAACUGACUUCUCCCUUAUUGAUCAGUGACAGUACUACAAAAUUGGAACCACAGGAGAGCAAUCACCUUGCAAAGCUACAUUGCCACAAAUGGUACUCAAGCAUCCCAGAAUUCAUCCCAGGAGUGCAUGCUUGUAGACUCACCAGCUUCAGUGAACUAAAGCCCCACAGUUUUGAAUCCAGUACGGCUUUCAAAUGUUUUCUUUUUCAACCAGCUCCAGGACGAUCCGUUUCAUUUCUGUACUUGCACUAGUAAGGUAGCCCUCCUUAGACUUUCUCUCUGAGUUUUUUUUUAUAUAUAUAUAUAAAUGUCUUGUUUUCUGUACCAUUCAUCUUAUUGCAAUUCUACAUUAACAUUUUAUUGUCUCUUUUAAGUGAGUUCUGUGUUAAACUGUAAUUGUGAAUAAAAUAAUUUUGAGACUGUUA
Molecule: messenger RNA, 1085 nt
Organism: Lepisosteus oculatus (spotted gar)
Lineage: Eukaryota; Metazoa; Chordata; Actinopteri; Semionotiformes; Lepisosteidae
Gene: lin52
Product: lin-52 DREAM MuvB core complex component
Biological process (GO): regulation of DNA-templated transcription
Cellular component (GO): DRM complex
Source: RefSeq, a predicted model, not a curated record